This is a messenger RNA of Umbelopsis ramanniana AG, 1559 nucleotides long. RefSeq lists its product as uncharacterized. The coding region runs from base 143 to 1159 and encodes 338 amino acids. Lineage: Eukaryota; Fungi; Mucoromycota; Umbelopsidomycetes; Umbelopsidales; Umbelopsidaceae. Gene Ontology annotation, molecular function: zinc ion binding; sequence-specific DNA binding; DNA-binding transcription factor activity, RNA polymerase II-specific. The record is from RefSeq and is a predicted model, not a curated record. The transcript is spliced from 3 exons. Gene Ontology annotation, biological process: positive regulation of transcription by RNA polymerase II. Gene Ontology annotation, cellular component: nucleus.
CUUCCUAAUUGAUUUUUUAUAUUCUCACAAAAAAAAAAAAAGAAAUCUAUAUCGUAAAGUUUCUUUUCUUCCCUUCAUCCUUCUUUCUUACUCUUCUUUCUUUUCCUUUUCGGCUGUCUGUUAUCCUACUUUUUUUAUUAUCAUGCCGCCGCGCAUUGAUUCAUCAUCCUCUUUACAAAGUUGCGAUCUAUGUAAACGCAAAAAGGUCUCUUGUAAUGGGGAACGGCCAUGUACCAACUGCUAUAAUAGUAACGAAUGCAAAUAUUCUAUUGAACGGCAUCGGCCUACGUUACUUGCCUCUAGUGUUCCUCAGUCGCGUCGACUUAGUUCAGGUUCUGCAUGCGAAACCUGUCGUCGUCGAAAAACUAAAUGUGAUGGCCAACAACCCUGUAAUUAUUGUUCAACCAAUGGAAUAGAAUGUUUAAAUAAUUCGGAACGAAGGAAGAGAGGCUUACCACCAGUCAUUCCUAUAAAAAACCAAUCGGGUCAUAAGCGAGGAAAUCAGGAGACGGCAGCCACCUCGAAUGGGUUUGAAGCAACCCGAUCCAUUCAGAUGAUAGAUCAUCAUGUAAUUGUCAAGAAUGAUCCAGCACGCAGGAGGCCAAUAGGUAGAAGUGUUAUUGGCGGUCGAGCAUCAUCGUUGAGCGAUUCCACCUCGGAAGCCAGUUCAUUAUCACGAAACAAUACUGCGAAAAACUACACCACAACUGCUGUUGACCUCAGUAAUAAACAGUACGCUUUACGGAUCUCUCAAUCACCUCCGUCUCUUUCUCCGAUCAACCUAUCGUCGCCGACAAGUUCACCUCCAUUUGCCACCUCUCCUUUACCAUCCCAAUCACGAUCCACCGAUUUACAGCAAAAUACCUUUGCUUCCCAGCCAUCGAGAUAUCAUAUACCACCUAUUUAUAAUCAAGCUCCUCCGUCGAUCAGAGCAAUAGGUCAACAAAUCGCCCAUAUUAACACGCAUGCCCAAGAUGACAUAGGAAUCCCUACUCCACCGGCUUCAUCAGAUCCCAUUGAUAUGGAGUCAGUUUAUAAACGCAAAAUACCCUCCGUUAUGGAUCAACUAUCCGACAGAACCUUCAAUUCUUUGGAAACAUAUAGCGCUAGUUUUCCAAUUUACCCACUUCAUUCAGCCAUGGAACUACACAAACCAUGAUUUCUAUAUGACAUAACUUACAGGCUGGCCUCAGAGUAUAUAAAACAGUGUCUGGGCUGUAAUGAAAACAAAGGGCUUCUGUAUAAAUUGAAGGUCGUCAUCAGCGAAUUCGAUGACUGUUAUAUAAGUGCUCUCUACUUCACUUCUUUCUUAACCCUUGUGCUCUUAGCAAUGUACAUACAAUCUUAUUUUAUUUACAAAGUAAUUGCUUUUUUGUUUUUUUUUUGGCCAGGAUGUUGUGGAGACAUCAUGGGACAAUUCAAAUCCUUUCUAAUAACAUUACUCUUUUCUUUUCUUAACAAAGAAAGGCAAGUAAUCUAGUGGUUGGUUGAUCACUUGCCAAUGCAACUACUUUAGUUCACACAGACCUUGCUUACUUGGUUUCUUUUUUUUCUCGUGC